AUGAGCGAAGUUCCGAAAGAUGCGCCUUUCCAGGCGGUGCAGGUCGAUGCGCUGGUGAUUAUGAAAAUCGCCAGACACUGCUCCUCAAUCUUCCCGACCGUGGCGAGCGGCUCCCUGGUGGGCAUGGACCAGAACGGAACGCUGGAGAUCACCAACACCUUUGCCUUCCCCACCGUCGAGAACUCGUCCUCCGACAGCCACCAGAACGACGCGAGCAAUGCUGCCGCUGCCGCCCCUCGCGCAAAGAGCAACAUUACCUACCAGAGCGAAAUGAUCCGACACCUGAAGGAGGUCAACGUGGAUGCCAACAAUGUCGGAUGGUACACCAGUGCAACCAUGGGCAACUUUGUCACCCUGGCUUUCAUCGAGAACCAGCACCACUACCAGAAGGACAAUGACAAGACCGUGGCCCUCGUCUACGACACCAGCCGCAGCUCACAGGGAACUCUGGCCCUGAAGGCCUACCGACUGACCAACCUUUUCAUGAACGUCUACAAGGAGGGCAAGUUCACUACUGAGAGCCUGCAAAAGACCAAGCUGUCGUUCCGUGACAUCCUCCAGGAGUACCCCAUCACGGUCCAGAACUCACACCUCCUUACCUCUUUCCUCCACCAGCUGCCCUCCCCUGCCGUCAGCGACCUCAAGGAGCCCACCACGCUCAGCGACCUCAACAGCGACCGCAUCAAGGCGCCUCUGUACCCUUCCAUCGACAACCUGGAUCUCUCAGUCGAUCCCUUCCUCGAGAAGACUUGCGACCUGCUGCUCGAGAGCAUCGAGUCCCACUACGUCGACCUCAACAACUUCCAGUUCUACCAACGCCAGCUGGCGCGUGAGCAGACCAAGAUUACACAGUGGCAGGCCAAGCGAAAGACCGAGAACGCCCAGCGCACACUUGCCAAGCAGCCCCUGCUGCCGGAGGACGAGUGGCAGAGACUGUUCAAGCUUCCCCAGGAGCCUAGCCGCCUGGAGGGCAUGCUCAACGCCAAGCAGGUUGAGCAGUACAGCAAGCAGGUGGAUGGCUUCACGGCCAACAUUACCGCCAAGAUGUUUGCCGUGCGGGAGAACCUGCUGCCGCAGUAAAAUGCAGCAUCGCUAAAACCUAAAAAUGAAUAAGAAUUUUUGAACUGAUCUUUUGGUGGUUGAGACUAUUGGCGGCAGGGUGCAUUGGCGGCGUUCCGGUUUGGGUGGACUAUAAUAAAGUACUUCUGGUCUAGAUCUGCAGCGACAAGAGAGUCUUAUGAGAGUGUUUGAAACUACUAGCAGUAUGGAUUCCUACGCCUAGACUUGUAAUUCCUGUUAGAUACC
Messenger RNA from Trichoderma atroviride IMI 206040, 1305 nucleotides. RefSeq lists its product as uncharacterized. Gene Ontology annotation, molecular function: translation initiation factor activity; metallopeptidase activity; protein binding. Gene Ontology annotation, cellular component: cytosol; cytoplasm; eukaryotic 43S preinitiation complex. Lineage: Eukaryota; Fungi; Ascomycota; Sordariomycetes; Hypocreales; Hypocreaceae. The record is from RefSeq and is a predicted model, not a curated record.